UCUCACUGUGAUGGAGGACUCCUGGUCUAACUUUAGUCCAUGUCUCAAUGUGAUGGAGGACUCCCGGUCUAACUUUAGUCCACGUCUUAAUGUGAUGGAGGACUUUAGUCCAUGUCUCAAUGUGACGGAGGACUCCUGGUCUAACUUUAGUCCACAUCUCAAUGUGAUGGAGGACUCCUGGUCUAACUUUAGUCCACAUCUCACUGUGAUGGAGGACUCCUGGUCUAACUUUAGUCCACAUCUCACUGUGAUGGAGGACUCCAGGUCUAACUCUAGUCCAUGUCUCAAUGUGAUAGAGGACUCCUGGUCUAACUUUAGUCCACAUCUCACUGUGAUGGAGGACUCCUGGUCUAACUUUAGUCCACAUCUCACUGUGAUGGAGGACUCCCGGUCUAACUUUAGUCCACGUCUUAAUGUGAUGGAGGACUUUAGUCCAUGUCUCAAUGUGACGGAGGACUCCUGGUCUAACUUUAGUCCACAUCUCAAUGUGAUGGAGGACUCCUGGUCUAACUUUAGUCCAUAUCUCAAUGUGAUGGAGGACUCCUGGUCUAACUUUAGUCCACAUCUCAAUGUAACGGAGGACUCCCGGUCUAACUUUAGUCCACAUCUCAAUGUGACGGAGGACUUUAGUCCACGUCUUAAUGUGACGGAGGACUCCCGGUCUAACUUUAGUCCACAUCUCAAUGUGAUGGAGGACUCCUGGUCUAACUUUAGUCCACAUCUUAAUGUGAUGGAGGACUUUAGUCCACGUCUUAAUGUGACGGAGGACUCCCGGUCUAACUUUAGUCCAUGUCUCAAUGUGAUAGAGGACUUCUAGUCUAACUUUAGUCCACGUCUCAAUGUGAUGGAGGACUCCUGGUCUAACUUUAGUCCAUAUCUCAAUGUGAUGGAGGACUCCUGGUCUAACUUUAGUCCACAUCUGAAUGUGAUGGAGGACUCCUGGUCUAACUUUAGUCCAUGUCUCAAUGUGAUGGAGGACUCCUGGUCUAACUUUAGUCCAUGUCUCAAUGUGAUGGAGGACUCCUGGUCUAACUUUAGUCCACAUCUCACUGUGAUGGAGGACUCCUGGUCUAACUUUAGUCCACAUCUCAAUGUAACGGAGGACUCCAGGUCUAACUUUAGUCCACGUCUCAAUUUCCCUUCACCUCCCUCAGACCCUCUCAGCUCUCCUAACUAGCCCAGAAGCAGCAUGGACUCCAUCUCGAUGAUGGCCGGCAGCAGGAGUCCUUUAUUCCUCCCGUCCUCCCACCACCUGCGACCCGCCGCGGCCUGCUUCCUGCCCAACGGCGCCAAGGGCGGCGCCGGAGACCCGGAGACUUCCCGCCGGCCGCCCCGCUCCACGGUGGCCGUCCUGGGCUCGGGCGACUUCUCCAAGUGCCUCACCGUCCGCCUCCUGCGCUGCGGCUUCCACGUGGUGGUGGGCAGCCGCCACCCCGAAGCGGCGGCGCGGUCGUUUCCUCACGUGGUCGACGUGACGCACCACGAGGACGCCGUGGCGAAGGCCGGCGUCGUGUUCCUGGCGAUCCGCCGGGAGUACUACUCGGUCCUGUGGGACCUGAAGCACCUCCUGGAGGGUAAGAUCCUGGUGGACGUGAGUAACAACCGGAGGGUGAACCAGUACCCAGAGUCCAACGCCGAGUACCUAGCCGCGCUGCUGCCGGACUCCGUUGCGGUCAAAGGCUUCAACGUCAUCUCGGCCUGGGCGAUGCAGCAGAGCUGCCCCAAAGACGCCAGCACACGGGUGUUCAUCUGCAGCGACUCGGUGGAGGCUCGACAUCAGAUCAUGGAGUUAGCCCGCCGGCUCCACUUCCUGCCGGUGGACAUGGGCACGCUGUCCUCCUCGCGGGACAUCGAGAACAUUCCCAUCCAGUUGUUUCCUGGCUGGAAGGGCCCCGUCCUCGCCGCCGUCGCCCUCUCCAUCUUCUUCUUCGCCUACUCUUUCGUGCGCGAUGUCGUCCACCCGUACGUGAAGCACAAGCAGAGCGACUUCUACAAGAUCCCCAUCGAGCUGGUGAACCGGACUCUGCCCACGGUCGCCAUCACUCUCUUGGCCCUGGUGUACCUGGCGGGCCAGCUGGCCGCCGCCCACCAGCUCUACUACGGGACCAAAUACAGACACUUCCCCCACUGGCUGGAGGGCUGGCUGCAGAGCCGCAAACAACUGGGCCUCCUCAGCUUCUUCCUGGCCGCUGUCCACGUGGUCUACAGCCUGUGUCUGCCCAUGAGGAGGUCUGAGAGGUACCUGCUGCUCAACACGGCGUACCAGCAGGUUCAGGCCAACGUAGAGAACGCGUGGAACGAGGAGGAGGUGUGGAGGGUGGAGAUGUACGUCUCCUUCGGGAUCAUGAGCCUGGGGCUGCUGUCGCUGCUGGCCAUCACCUCCAUCCCCUCUGUGCACAGCACGCUCAACUGGAGGGAGUUCAGCUUCAUACAGUCCACGCUGGGCUACAUCGCGCUGCUCAUCGCCACCGCCCACGGCCUGCUGUUCGGCUGGAAGCGGGCCUUCGAGGAGGGCGCCUACCGCUUCUACCUGCCGCCGGGCUUCGUGGUGGCGUUGGCGCUGCCCGUGUGCGUCAUCCUGGGCAAGGUCCUGAUGCUGCUGCCCUGCGUGGCCCGGAAGCUCCACGGGAUCCGCCGCGGCCUGGACACCGGCCGGCGCCACCGCGGCCAGCGCCUGGAGCCCAUGGGCUCGGCCGCCCACGUGUCCCCGGAGAGAGUGACCGUCAUGUGAGCCGCGCCCCGAUUGGAUACUCACAUGACGGAUAAGCUCCCUGAGUGGAUGAGCUCCUGUUACUGAACAGUUGUGGGUGAAUUGUGUAUUUAUUAGCCGUUGACGUUCACUAUAACUACACACUGUGUGCGACUAUCGUGUCUUGUUUGUCCAUUUAAAAAUUGUAAGAAUUAAAUAUUCCAAAUGUUUGGAAGACAAAUGUCAAAAAUACUUCAGAACCUCUGAACUGUGUAAUUUAAUUGUAAUUAAACAUUUAAUGCAAUAGUGUUCUGUCCAUUGAAUUAAAGCUUCACUUUAAUUACA
Pseudoliparis swirei is the source of this 3034-nucleotide messenger RNA. It is a transcript of the gene steap2, whose product is annotated as STEAP family member 2, metalloreductase. The coding region runs from base 1190 to 2731 and encodes 513 amino acids. Lineage: Eukaryota; Metazoa; Chordata; Actinopteri; Perciformes; Liparidae. Gene Ontology annotation, biological process: copper ion import. Gene Ontology annotation, molecular function: ferric-chelate reductase (NADPH) activity; cupric reductase (NADH) activity. The record is from RefSeq and is a predicted model, not a curated record. Gene Ontology annotation, cellular component: plasma membrane; endosome. The transcript is spliced from 5 exons.